Molecule: messenger RNA, 4235 nt
Organism: Larimichthys crocea (large yellow croaker)
Lineage: Eukaryota; Metazoa; Chordata; Actinopteri; Sciaenidae
Gene: h6pd
Product: hexose-6-phosphate dehydrogenase (glucose 1-dehydrogenase)
Exons: 5
Coding region: 164-2542 (792 amino acids)
Biological process (GO): glucose metabolic process; pentose-phosphate shunt, oxidative branch; pentose-phosphate shunt
Cellular component (GO): endoplasmic reticulum
Molecular function (GO): 6-phosphogluconolactonase activity; NADP binding; glucose-6-phosphate dehydrogenase activity
Source: RefSeq, a predicted model, not a curated record
UCCUGUUAACUUUGUGUCUGCCUUUUUACGCGUGUGCGUGUUCGUGCUUUGAGUCGUGUGAGCCGGUUUUACCUGAUAUGUUUCCACGUGUGACCGGAGGAUAGUGAUACACGUGAAGUUUGACAGCUGGCAGGUGUCUCACGAGGAGUUUGGUCGCCAAAGCAUGUUUGCGACAGUGCUCCUGCUUCUGGUCGCGCUGUGCGCCCAGGGAGGAAAUGGCGAGGAGAGAGGAGAGGAGGCGCAGAGACCCGGACAUGUUACGGUGGUGAUAGUCGGAGGCACGGGUGACCUGGCGAAGAAGUACCUGUGGCGGGGCUUCUUUGAGCUGUACGUCAACAAGGUCAAAGGUGGAAACACCUUUUCCUUCUACGGAGGAGGUCUGUCACCUGCUGACAAGGGUAAGCCAGCUCUUUUUGAGAUCCUGAAGGCGCUGUCCUGCUCAAAGGACGUAUCACAGGAGCGCUGUGCUCUGCUGAAAGAGCAGUUCCUGCGGCUCACACAGUAUCGAGAGCUGAAGACGCUCGAGAACUACCAGAAGCUAGCCAAGGACAUCGAGCAAGACCUUAAACAAGAGGGAAUGACAGAGGCAGGGAGGCUCUUCUACCUGUCAGUGCCAGCCUUUGCGUAUGCAGAUAUCGCUGAUAAAAUAAAUAGCAGCUGCAGGCCGACCAGCGGGGCGUGGCUGAGGGUGGUGCUAGAGAAACCUUUCGGACAUGACUUCAGGAGCGCUCAGGUGCUCGCAUCUCAGCUCGGGGGCUCGUUGAAGGAUGAAGAAAUGUACAGAAUUGACCAUUACCUUGGGAAGCAGGUAGUUGCAAAGAUACUUCCGUUCAGAAAAGAGAACAAGAAAUUUCUGGAUCCCAUCUGGAACAAGCACCACAUCGAGAGAGUGGAGAUUGUAUUGAAGGAGACCCUGGAUGCUAAAGGUCGUAUUGCCUUUUACGACCAGUACGGGGUGAUCAGAGAUGUGCUACAGAACCACCUAACGGAGGUCAUGACCCUGUUGUCCAUGAAACUUCCCAAGAAUCUGAGCAACAGCGAGGAAGUCCUGAAUAACAAGCUGCAGAUCUUCCGCUCCCUGCUGCCUGUAGGAAAGAAACAAGCUGUGGUCGGCCAGUACCAAGCAUACAAAACAGAGGUACAGCAGGAGCUGAAUAAGACAAAAGAUCACGUCAGUAUCACACCAACAUUUGCAGCUGUAUUGGCGUACAUCGAUGACGCACAGUAUGAAGGCAUUCCCAUUCUCAUGAUCUCAGGAAAGAUGUUAGAUGAACGGGUCGGAUAUGCACGGAUAGUUUUCAAGAAUGACAUCUUUUGUGUCCAGAACCACAAUAGCGUUCACUGCAAACCCAAACAGAUAGUUUUCUACUUUGGGCAUGGCAGCCUUCAAUAUCCAGCAGUUCUUGUGAGUAAAAAUUUAUUUAAGCCGGUUUUAAAGGACGCUGAGUGGAAGGAAGUGACAGAGCAUAAAGACGUGAAUGUUUUAGGUUUGCCUAUUACAGACUACUAUGUGCAUACUCCAAAAGUGCAAAGGGAAGCUUAUUCCGAACUUAUUUCUCACAUUUUUGCCGGUCGCAAGAAUAGUUUCAUCAGUACUGAAAACCUGCUGGCUUCCUGGGGCUUAUGGACGCCACUACUCAGUAGCCUUGCCACCUCUUUCCCCCGCAUUUACCCUGGCGGUGCGGAGAACGGAGACCUGCUGGACAUCUGUGUGAAAGGGAAAGAAAUUAGCUACAACAGUGAGGUGGUGAUAAUCAGCAAUGAUCAGAUGGGCGGCACAUCAGCGAAGGGUUUCCAAGUGAUGCAAGGCAAAUUUCGUGGCACUGACAUGGUGUCCGCCUGGUCUGAGGAGUUGGUUAACAGGCUAGCCGAAGACUUGCAGGAAGCCGCGGAGGCAGCGGUGCGUGAGAACGGUGUUUUCCAUCUUGCCCUGUCUGGUGGCUCGUCUCCCCUCGCUCUGUUCCACAGGUUGGCCCUGCACCACUUCUCCUUCCCCUGGAGGGAAACUCAUGUGUGGAUGGUGGAUGAGCGCUGCGUGCCGCUGUCUGAAGCGGAGUCGAACUUCAACACCCUGCAUGAUCAUCUACUGCAGCAUGUGAGGAUACCCUAUUACAACAUCCACCCCAUGCCAGUGCAGCUCAACCAGCGUCUUUGCGUGGAGGAGGACAGAGGAGCUCUGCUGUAUGAGAACGAGAUCAGAGCGCUGGUCAAUGGCUCCAGCUUCCACUUUGUGCUGCUGGGAGUCGGCUAUGACAGCCACACAGCCUCUCUGUUCCCUGGUAGUAAAUGGGAUGAACAUGGGGAGAAACUGGUGGUUAUGACUGAGAGCCCCGCCAAGCCUCACCAGCGUAUGAGCCUCACUUUCAGUGCCAUUAACCAAGCACGUCGGGUCGCUGUUUUAGUGAUGGGCAAAGGCAAGCAUGAGCUGGUCACCCAGCUGAGCAGAGUGAAGGACAACUCAGACAAAUGGCCUAUCACUGGGGUGAAGCCCGCUAGUGGCACACUUGUUUGGUAUAUAGACUAUGAUGCACUUUUAGGAUAAAAGAUUUACAUUCAUAACUUUAAAUCAACACUGCUGGAGCUGGUUUAAUUAGAUCGCUAGUUGGCGGGAAAGACUGAACUACUACUUUUUUAAAUGAUGCUUUAGGGUUUAUGAUUGAUUUCCUACACGCUAAACAGACUUUAGUUACAAUCACUAGUUAGAGACUUUCUUUUGAUCUCAAAUAAGAAAUCUGUUACAGCCAUCAUUGUAGUAUUGCAGCGUCAAACAGAAAACUAUUUUAAAAACAAUCUUUUGUUGGAUUCAUGAGUUUAGCGUAAAACAUACAGCAGAUACUGUGAAAAGGACAAGGUGAAUUGCAGACACUUUGACAUGAACACAUAAAUUUACCGGCAACAAAGAGUUGCAGCCAAAUACCAAUGUGAUGAUAUCAUAACUUAAAAGGGUGGGUUCAGUGAAAAGCUUUAAAAAAAUUUGCUGGCAGAAAUGUCUUAGGUAUUUGUUAAUGCGUUCCUUUUUGAAAACUCAAGCCUUAUUGAAAACAUUUUUUUUCUGUGUGGUGGUGUGCGACUCUAAAGUUUAUCUAAGCUUAAUUAUGUGUGAGGUGAGUGGAAAUACAUGAAGUAUACAUGUCUGCAGUUUACAAAGCACUAUAUUAAUAUCUGAUGCUGUAAACAGCUUUUAUAUACGGAAAACUCAACAAACAUGACGUGGUGUUUGUAUGAUCUCAGGUGAAUCAACACUUCUUGAUUGUAUCUUUUCUACAGUUGAGUGUCAGUGAAUCACUCAGUGAACUGAAAUGUCAUCAGUCCCAUAAAUAAUAUAUUUUCUUUGUAUGCUUAACGACUGAAAUGCAAACAUAUGUUAUUGACAUAUUUCAGGUGAUUUCGAAAUAUUUGGUGCUUCACUUCUAAAAAGGCUUAUUCCUGAUACAUGCUCAUCACAUUCCACUUUUUAUGGACAAAGAGUUGUACCUGUGUUUAUAUAGUGUUUCUGCUGAAAAGAGGAGACAUUGUUCUGCAUCCUGGUCUUGUGAUACAAACAACAGUACAUGUCUGUAAAGAAUAAGUUGAAAAGAGACUGAAAGGCGUCUCUGUGUCACUAUAAUGUGAGGACUUUGCAUCACUUCAGCAAACCACAAGGUAACAGUAUUUAUAUCGCAGGCCGCAGGAAUAUGAAAUUAUUUCCCACGUUUUGAAGUGUUUUGAUUUUCUCUCCAUAACUAUAAUUUUCCCUGUUUUUGGCUUAUCGAGUGUCAAAGUUGUAAAUUGAUUUGUGGUUGUGGUGGAUAUCUAUCUGAAGAAUAAUUCUGGCAGAAGGAAACAGUUUUUGGGUGAUGUUUGUGGAAAUAGAAAUGAGCAGAUUUACAAACUACACUGGCUGGAUUUUUACAAUUUAUUUGUAUACAUAAAUUACCUUUCACCAAAGCAGCUUUUUAAGUUACCCUUUUGGAGAUCACUUAUGUUUUGGAUCUUUGCACUUUUCUUAUAUUACAAUCUUGGCAUCCUAGUUUCACCAAUAUAAAGCUUUAUCUUUUAAUUUUCCUGCCAUGAUCUGUUUAAUGUAGCUUCACUUUUCCAAAGAGAUAAAUAUCACUUUCAGUACUGUAUACAGAUGUCACCUAUAUUUGUAUAAUCAUACAGUGAAUCUAAUGUGUAAAGUGCAUAUUCAUUCACAAAUGAAACAAAAUGUGAACUGUCAAUAAACAAAUAAAACCUUUUAACUAUGAAGAAAA